AUGUCGUACACUAUCCAUACCUCAACCCUGUUCGACCCGAAGAAGAAGAAAUUUGUGUCCGAGGUCUCAAUCACGGUUGAGCCCAUCACCGGCACCAUUAUCAAGGUCUACGAGCGAACAGAGAAGCUAGAAGAGGUUCCAGAAGGCGACGUUGACCUCCGGGAGAAGGUUGUGAUGCCUGGCUUCGUUGAAGCCCAUUCGCACAUUUUUCUCCAUGAUUAUGACGAGCGUGCUUCAGUCAACCAAAAGCGUGACGAAAGUGUUGUCGAACGCAUCAUCCGCGCCUCAAACCACUGCAGAACUGCCUUACUAGCAGGAUAUACCACCUACCGAGACCUGGGCUCCGAAUCAAUGGGCAACUCAGACGCCAGUAUGCGUGAUGCUAUCAAUCGCGGCCUCAUGCCCGGCCCUCGCCUCUUCGUCGCGACCAAAGCCUUAGCCAGCACUGGCUCCUAUGAACCCCGCACCGAGAGCGAACAUACCUGUCUGCCAUCUGGCGCUGACUGUGUGGAUGGAGCCGGUGGCGCUCGUCUAGCUGUCCGCCGCAGAAUCGCAGCUGGUGCAGAUGUUAUCAAGUAUUUUGCAGAUUACAGACGAAGAGUCAUGCGGUUCCCGCCUACCCAGCAGCAUCCUUACAUCAACGAUAUUGCGCAUCUCCCAGAGGAUCCGAACCCUGAUGUCUUGGUCUUUGCACAAGAGGAGGUAAAUAUGAUCAUCAAGGAAGCGAGGCUGGCGAAAGCCCCUGUUGCUUGUCAUGCGGGGACAAUUGAGGGUGCCAUGAUGGCGGUUGAAGCCGGGGUUAAUACGCUGGAGCAUUGUUAUUUUGCCAAUGCUGAGCUUUUUGAAGCCAUGGUCUCAAAGAACGUUAUUUUCGUUCCUACAUUGUCUGUCUGCGAGAAAUUGCACUCCAAGCGGUACCCCGAGAUCAAAGCCCAAACGAAGCUGGCUUAUGACCUAGGCGUGAGAUUUGCCUGCGGUGCUGACAUUGGCCCUGUCAGUCACGGUAAGAGUGCUCGCGAGAUGGAACUCAUGAUAGAGGCCGGAAUUCCCCUGGAGGAUGUUCUGGAGGCGUGUUCUGUUGGAGGAUGGGAAUCAUGUGGUGGGGAUCUGUGUGGUGUCAAGUUCGGAUGGUUUGAGCCGGGUCUGCGUGCAGAUAUUAUCGCCCUGGACAAAGAUCCGCGUGAGGAUAUACACGCAUUGAGGAAUGUAUCCUUUGUAAUGAAGGAUGCGAGGAUUUGGAAGCAAGAUGGCAAAGCGGUUGGAAUGGUUCAAGACAGCUAUACUUGGUAG
Molecule: messenger RNA, 1290 nt
Organism: Venustampulla echinocandica
Lineage: Eukaryota; Fungi; Ascomycota; Leotiomycetes; Helotiales; Pleuroascaceae
Exons: 2
Coding region: 1-1290 (429 amino acids)
Molecular function (GO): hydrolase activity, acting on carbon-nitrogen (but not peptide) bonds
Source: RefSeq, a predicted model, not a curated record